AUCAUCCUUUUUCCCAUCCAUCCAUCGCCGCAUCUUCUCCCAUUCAUCUGCCAUCUCGCAGGAGGAAGUUGGAGUUUUCCUGAUUCUUUCCGUCACCUUUGUUUUCGUCUCUUCUGGUCGUUUGUCGCAGGUUGACCAACUCCCAUAUUCCCUCAUUCAUCACAUCUAUCGGGGCCAUCAUUAUGCGGUCCGUUAUCGCUCUCUCUGUGGCGGCCGUCGCCCAGGCCAGCUCGUUCCAGGUUGGCACCAUCCACGAGAGCUCUGCUCCCGUCCUCAGCAAUAUUGAGGCCAACGCCAUUCCGGACAACUACAUCAUCAAAUUCAAGGACCACGUUGAUGAGGCUGGUGCCGACAAGCACCACAACUGGAUCCAGAGCAUCCACGAUGAAGGCGAGCAGCAGCGCCUUGAGCUCCGCAAGCGAAGCAGCAUCUUUGGAGCCGAUGAGGCCUUUGAUGGCCUGAAGCACACCUUCAAGAUUGGUGACUUCAAGGGCUAUGCUGGUCACUUCGCCGAGGACAUCAUCGAGCAGGUCCGGAACCACCCGGAUGUCGAGUACAUUGAGCGCGACACCAUUGUCCACACUAUGCUUCCUCUCGACACAAAGGAUAAUGUCAUUAUUCAGGACUCCUGCAACCCCGAGACCGAGAAGCAGGCUCCCUGGGGCUUGGCUCGUAUCUCUCACCGAGACACUCUGGGCUUCGGCACCUUCAACAAGUACCUCUACUCUGCUGACGGUGGCGAGGGUGUUGAUGCCUAUGUUAUUGACACUGGUACCAACAUUGAGCACGUCGACUUCGAGGGCCGUGCCAAGUGGGGCAAGACUAUCCCAGCCGGCGACGAGGAUGAGGAUGGCAACGGCCACGGCACUCACUGCUCUGGCACUGUUGCUGGUAAGAAGUACGGUGUUGCCAAGAAGGCCCAUGUAUACGCCGUCAAGGUUCUCCGAUCUAACGGCUCUGGCACCAUGUCUGACGUCGUAAAGGGCGUCGAGUACGCCGCCAUCUCUCACAAGGAGCAAGUUGAGCUGGCCAAGGCUGGCAAGCGAAAGGGCUUCAAGGGCUCAGUCGCCAACAUGUCCCUUGGUGGUGGCAAGACCUCUGCUCUCGACGCUGCCGUCAACGCUGCCGUCAAGGCCGGUGUUCACUUCGCCGUCGCUGCCGGUAACGAUAACGCUGAUGCCUGCAACUACUCUCCCGCUGCCGCCUCUGAGCCCGUCACCGUCGGUGCCUCUGCCCUUGACGACAGCCGUGCUUACUUCUCCAACUACGGCAAGUGCACUGACAUCUUCGCCCCCGGCUUGAGCAUCCAGUCCACCUGGAUUGGCUCCAAGUAUGCCGUCAACACCAUCUCUGGUACCUCCAUGGCCUCUCCUCACAUUGCCGGUCUCCUGGCCUACUACCUGUCUCUCCAGCCCGCUGGCGACUCUGAGUUCGCUGUUGCUCCCAUCACCCCCAACAAGCUCAAGAAGGACCUCAUCUCCAUUGCCACCCAGGGUACCCUGUCUGAUAUCCCCUCUGACACCCCCAACCUGCUUGCCUGGAACGGUGCUGGCUGCAGCAACUACUCUCAGAUCAUCGAGGCCGGCGGCUACAAGGCCAAGGCCAAGGCCCAGAAGCAGAGCAAGCUCCCCGCUACCAUUGAAGAGCUUGAGGAGGCCAUCGAGGGUGACUUUGAGGUUGUCUCCGGCAAGAUUGUCAAGGGUGCCAAGUCAUUUGGCUCCAAGGCUGAGAAGUUUGCCAAGAAGAUCCACGAUCUCGUCGAGGAGGAGAUUGAGGAGUUCAUCUCUGAACUCUCCGAGUAAGAAUCUUUAUUAAGCAUAUAUUUUCUUUUUUUUUAUUUGUAAUGGCCAUAAUGCGCCGAUGAGUACAUCGAGUACGAAGGGUUAUGGAACGGGACCAGGAGAGACUUUGUUUUUUUGGGUAAUUGGCAUGCACUUUGGGCGUGAAGCCACUGAAUUUAGUAUCGGCUUUCCUCUUUACUUCGUAUUCUACUGCUUUGUAACACCUACGUUUGUCAGACAGAAUGCUUAUACAGGAG
Molecule: messenger RNA, 2038 nt
Organism: Trichoderma asperellum CBS 433.97
Lineage: Eukaryota; Fungi; Ascomycota; Sordariomycetes; Hypocreales; Hypocreaceae
Product: Subtilisin-like proteinase Spm1
Biological process (GO): proteolysis
Molecular function (GO): serine-type endopeptidase activity
Source: RefSeq, a predicted model, not a curated record